UAUCCUUGUUGCCAUUCAAACCAAAGUCUAAAUAUGUACUGGUAACACCUUCCAUUACUCAGCAGUAAAGUUCAGCCCUAAGGAGAGAACCAGCCAGCCCAGUUAAAUAACAAGGCUUUAACCCGCCUCUCCUCUGUACAGCUUGCACACUGCCCCUGUUCUCAGUCCUUGCCAAGAUGGCCCAGCAGCUGCUAUCCCGGGCACUGGUCUCUGCCAGUUGGCUCUCUGCAGCCCUGAAAGGAAGUCAGACAGGGGCAGCCUUGAGGGUCCUGGAUGCCUCGUUCUACUUUCCAGCCAUCAGAGAUGGGCGCAAGGAGUAUGCAGAGAAGCACAUACCAGGGGCUUUGUACUUUGAUAUAGAUGAAUGCAAAGACAAGUCAUCCCCAUACGAAGUGAUGCUGCCCAGUGAAGCUGAUUUUGCCAAGUAUGUGGGUAAACUUGGCAUUAACAAUGAGAGUCACGUGGUAGUGUAUGAUGCUGACCAGCUGGGCAUGUACUAUGCACCACGUGCCUGGUGGAUGUUUAAAGUAUUCGGGCAUCAGAAGGUGUCAGUGUUGGAUGGGGGUUUCCGCAAUUGGCUAAAGCAGGGGCUUCCGGUGACUACAGAGGUGCCCCAGGUGAAGCCAGAGACAUUCAAGGCAGUGUUGGACUCCUCCCGUGUAAAGAGCUAUGAGGACAUCCUGAGGAACAUGGACAGCAAGGAGUUCCAGCUGGUAGAUUCCCGAUCUGAGGGGAGAUUCCAAGGGUCAGAGCCUGAACCAGGAGAAGGAAUCAAUCCAGGACACAUCCCAGGAUCCUCAAACCUUCCUUUUACUAGUUUCCUCACAGAAGAAGGCUACGAGAAGUCUCCAGAUGAAAUCCGGAAUCUCUUCCACCUCAAAGGCAUUGCUCUGGACAAACCCCUCACUAUUACCUGUCGCCGUGGUGUCACUGCCUGUCAGCUUGUCAUGGCCUCCUACAUCCUUGGCAAGGAAGACACUGCAGUCUAUGAUGGCUCCUGGUUUGAAUGGUUCCACCGUGCCCAACCACAACACAAGGUUUCCGAAUGGAAAAAGGAAUAAAUACAGUAUAAGAUACUUCUAGGCAAUAUCCAUAUUUACUGAACAAUGUCCACCACAAAUGGUAGACAGGAUAGUAUAAUUAAAGUUGGUAUUGCACAAGCAUGAUAGGAUUGUACAUUGUGAUAUAUUCUUGCUGUAUAUCUGAUUUUCUGUACUUAAAGUUCUGAAAUCAACUAGGUAUUUUUCUACAUUUUAUGCAUGUUAACAUCAAUAAAAUGUGCUGAUUUAUUGACAAA
Messenger RNA from Xenopus laevis (African clawed frog), 1297 nucleotides. RefSeq names its product thiosulfate sulfurtransferase L homeolog (gene tst.L). NCBI's taxonomy places the organism in Eukaryota, Metazoa, Chordata, Amphibia, Anura, Pipidae. Gene Ontology annotation, molecular function: sulfurtransferase activity; thiosulfate-cyanide sulfurtransferase activity. The record is from RefSeq and is a predicted model, not a curated record. Gene Ontology annotation, cellular component: mitochondrion. The transcript is spliced from 2 exons. The coding region runs from base 177 to 1061 and encodes 294 amino acids.